This is a messenger RNA of Exophiala aquamarina CBS 119918, 1578 nucleotides long. Its product is annotated as kinesin family member 1/13/14. Bases 1 to 1578 code for a protein of 525 amino acids. The transcript has a single exon. NCBI's taxonomy places the organism in Eukaryota, Fungi, Ascomycota, Eurotiomycetes, Chaetothyriales, Herpotrichiellaceae. The record is from RefSeq and is a predicted model, not a curated record. Gene Ontology annotation, molecular function: ATP binding; microtubule binding; microtubule motor activity. Gene Ontology annotation, biological process: microtubule-based movement; mitotic spindle organization.
AUGAAUCCAGACACGCAAUCGACAAAGCUCUUAGCCCCCCCGUCCCAUGACUCAAGUAAUGGCAAGGCGAAUUCAAGGAGGGUUGUGGAAGACAAGACUUUCACGUUCGAUAAUUCGUUUUGGUCACACGAUACAGAAGACGAGCACUAUGCCACGCAGGAGGAUGUCUACAACUGCCUGGGCGAAGAGUUUCUUGAUCAUAAUUUCGAAGGCUACCACACGUGUAUCUUUGCUUACGGCCAGACUGGUUCGGGCAAGAGCUACACCAUGAUGGGCAAAGAUGAGCAGCCUGGAUUAAUCCCGCGGACAUGCGAGGACUUGUUCCAGCGCAUUGAGUCAAACGAAAGUGCAAACAUCAGUUAUAGUGUCAGAGUCUCGUAUUUCGAGGUCUACAACGAACAUGUGCGCGACCUCUUCCAACCGCGAACCGAUCCUCCACAAUAUCUCAAGAUCCGAGAGUCACCGAUCGAAGGGCCAUAUGUGAAAGACUUGACAGAGAUUCAGGUCAAGAAUUAUUCCGAGAUUCUCAAGUACAUGCGUAUGGGUGACAGUUCAAGAACGACAGCAGCAACGAAGAUGAAUGACACGUCUUCGCGUUCUCAUGCUGUUUUUACCAUCAUGCUCAAGCAGAUCCACCAUGACUACCGAACAGACGAGACCACGGAGAGGCUGGCACGUAUUCGAUUGGUGGAUUUGGCAGGCUCAGAGAGGGCAAAAGCGACUGAAGCUACAGGCCAGCGACUUCGCGAAGGAGGAAAUAUCAACAAGUCUUUGACGACCCUCGGCAGGGUUAUCGCAGCACUUGCAGAUCCCAAAAACGGUCGCAUGAAUAAUUCAAAUCGAAAGAACCGCGAUAUUGUACCUUACCGAGACUCGAUUCUUACCUGGCUCUUAAAGGACUCCCUAGGCGGCAAUUCCAAGACUGCCAUGAUCGCUUGCAUCGCCCCAUCGGACUACGAUGAGACACUCUCGACCCUCAGAUAUGCUGACCAAGCCAAACGAAUCCGAACUCAAGCGAUUGUCAAUCAAGACCAUGUUUCGUCGGCAGAGAAAGAUGCGCAGAUUACAGAGAUGCAAGAGACAAUCCGAGCAUUGAGGUGGACACUCAAUCAACAGCAACAGAACGGAAGUGUGUCGGUGAUGAAGGCUGUGCAAGACAGCGCAGAGGCACAGUCUGAAAAGGUUCGAGAGUUCACGUCGAAAUAUGAAAACAUGUUGCAGAUCAUGGAAGAAAAGCUUGCCAUUUCCGAAUCCAAGGUUCGGCAAUUGGAAGAGGAGAAGGAAUCAUUGAACAUCCACCUCAAACUUGUUCUCGACGAGCUCAAGAAUCCUAUCGUCAUCAACAAGGGCGGGACGGAAUCCAUGACAGAUGAGAGGGCUCCAUCGAGGGUCGCUACUCCAGAAAUGAUCUACGAAGACGACACGGCUUCCAGUGACGAACUUGACACAGAAUCGGACUAUGAUGAUGAAGCGGCUGAGAUGCAGGCUGAAAUGGAAGCCCUGAUCUCAGACUUGGGAAUGUUCAAAAAGAAGGUGGCGGCCGACCAUGAGAUGUUUGGUCUCGAAGUUCCAGUUUAG